Messenger RNA from Lactuca sativa (garden lettuce), 2283 nucleotides. RefSeq names its product Pentatricopeptide repeat (PPR-like) superfamily protein. The record is from RefSeq and is a predicted model, not a curated record. NCBI's taxonomy places the organism in Eukaryota, Viridiplantae, Streptophyta, Magnoliopsida, Asterales, Asteraceae. Gene Ontology annotation, molecular function: RNA binding; protein binding. Gene Ontology annotation, biological process: RNA modification.
CACACACAAAUGUUUUUAUACUUCUAAAAAACAAACGACUGCGAGAUGAAAAAUGUUACAACGCGAAACAAUAAAAUGUUUGAUGAAGUUUUUUCAAAAGUCAAACAGCGCCUCGGUGAUGCUACGGGUUUACCUAGGGUUUCUAUUUUUUUUUUUUUUUUUCCUCCGAUGAGUCAUGAGUGAGCGAUUACUACACGGGACAACGUACAUCGGCAAUCAACUUCAUUGCCUUCCAUUCCAUUCUGAAUCGAUCCUUGCUGGUUUCCGUCUUUCUCCCCUCCUAUCCAUAUCUCCAUACAAAUCAAGCAAAAACGUAUAGUAUAUAGUAUAUACGCUUUACCUUUUUUGCAUUUAUGCUUCUUCAAUUCUUAAUUCACAAUGGUUCUUUGCUCAUCUUCAACGUCCUUAUCACCCUUGUAUCUUUUAAAGGUCUGCAAAAAUUUUAAUGUUCGAUACCUUGAGCAAGUCCACGCCAAAAUCAUUCGCCAGGGCUCCGAACAAGACCAUUUCCUGGUAGCACAAUUCAUCUCUGUCUGUACCUCCGUCUCUCCUAAUCACCUCACUUACGUCUCAACCAUUUUUGACCGCCUUGUUCAACCCAAUAUCUAUCUUUGGAACACUCUCAUUAAAUGCCACUGCACACACUCGUCCCUGGCCACGUCCAUCAAUUUUUUUCGGCGCAUGAAACAAAGUUGUUAUGUUGCUGCAGACAAAUACACAUUCCCUUCGUUGGUCAAAGCUUGUUCUGGUGCUUUGGCGUUGAGGGAAGGACAGGUUAUUCACGGGUUGAUAGUUAAGUAUGGUACAGAAGGUGAUGUGUUUGUGGGGUCUAGUUUGAUUGAUCUGUAUGGGAAAUGUGGUGAGCUGAUAGAUGCUCGCAAGGUGUUUGAUGGAAUGCCUGUGAGAAACGAGGUUACUUGGACUAGUAUGAUAGUUGGGUAUUCAACAAAUGGGAACUCUUUAGAGGCCAAAAAGCUGUUCGAUGAAAUGCCCCAAAGGAAUCAUGCCUCGUGGAAUGCCAUGAUAAAUGGGUUUGCAAAGUCGGGUGAUCUGGCAAGCGCCAGGAGUUUGUUUGAUGAAAUGCCUGAAAAGAAUUUGGUGUCAUUCACGACUAUGAUUGAUGGGUAUGCAAAGUCAGGGGAUAUGGCAUCAGCGAGAUGUUUGUUUGAUGAAUCACCUGGUGAGAAAGAUAUUGUUUGUUGGUCUGCAAUGAUAGCUGGGUAUGCCCAGAACGGUCAAGCUAAAGAAGCUAGAAAAUUAUUCGUUGACAUGUGUUGUAAGAAUGUUAAGCCUGAUGAGUAUGUGAUGGCGAGCCUAAUUUCAGCAUGUUCACAAGCGGGUGAUUGGGAGUUUGCUGAGUGGGUUGACAUGUAUAUGAGUGAAAAUAAAAUUGAGGUUACCCAAAAUCAUGUGGCUGCAGCGCUGGUGAACAUGCAUGCAAAGUGUGGGAAUUUGGAGAGGGCAGAGGCCUUGUUUGGAAACAUGCCCAAACGGGACUUAUUUUCUUACUGUUCUAUGAUCCAGGGAUUCUCUGUUCAUGGGGACGGGGUUAAAGCGGUUGCCCUUUUCCGCAGGAUGCUAGAAGGAGGAGGGCUGAUUCCAGAUGACGUGGCCUUCACUGUCAUCUUGACUGCUUGUAGUCAUGCUGAUCUUGUUGAAGACGGCUGCCACUUUUUUCAUUCUAUGGUCAAUGAAUACGCUCUGUCUCCUUCACCCGAUCACUACGCAUGUAUAGUCAAUCUUCUUGGUCGUGCGGGAAAGUUAAGAGAGGCAUAUGAUAUUCUUAAAGAAAUGCCAGUGCCACCUCAACCCGCCGCUUGGGGUGCUCUUCUUUUUGCUUGUAGAACACAUGGUGACGUGUCAUUGGGUAAAGAGGUUGCAGCUCAGCUUUUCAAGAAUGAACCUCAAAAUGCUGCUAAUUAUGUGUUGCUAUCCGACAUGUAUGCAGCUUCAGAUCAGUGGUCUGCUGUUGACCAUGUAAGGAACCAAAUGAGCGACAAGGGAAUCAGAAAACUUCCUGGCUGUAGUUGGAUACAACAACGCUAUCAAUAGGAUUAAAAAUCUUAUUUCCUACUUAACUUGCAAACUUGUUUGUCAUAUGUUUUGUAAUUAUAGGAUUUUUAGUUUCUAUUUUUGGUCAUUUUUUGUGUCCAGAGUAGGCAAAUCUGUCUAGGCAGCCAACACAGAAACAAACAAGGCAAACAAAUCAAAUAUGUCUGCGAAACAAGUUAUUUCAUCAAUAUUCUAAACUAGAUGCAUGAUAUCUGCAUCUCUGUAAAAGAA